AUGCUACAUGCGGGUCAGGGGAACGAGUUGUCGCCGCCUCCGGGCUACUCAGGCGAGUUACCCAUGUUUUGUCGAAUAGCAGGUGUCGGGUACGACUUGGUUUUGAUGGGCGGGUGGGACCUAGACUCGUGGAAGUCUUCGAAUUCGGUGCUCAUUUAUAACUUCAUGUCGGCUAACUGGGGACGCAGGGCCGACAUGCCGGGCUGGCCCACGACGUUUUUCGCCUGCGCGUCUGAUUUGAAACGGAGGCAAGGGCAGUUUGAGAGAAGCGCCGAAGCCCUUGACGUUGCCAUGUGCAAGUGGGACCCAGCAGAAGAGGAAUUCCUGGGAUCGGCCACGUGCCUGAGGACCGGCGGGGAUGGUGGUGAUGGAGGGAGAGUUUACAUGUGCCGCGGUGGGGAAGUGGUGGCAUCAGAAGGCGGCACGUGGGAAGCCGUGGUGGAACUGCCAUGUGAAAUCCGGGAAGUGGCGCACAUGAGUAUGGGGUUGGAGGGAAUGUUGUUGGUGAUUGGAUCUAGUGGGUAUCCAGAACCAUAG
Molecule: messenger RNA, 537 nt
Organism: Neltuma alba
Lineage: Eukaryota; Viridiplantae; Streptophyta; Magnoliopsida; Fabales; Fabaceae
Product: F-box/kelch-repeat protein At1g15670-like
Exons: 2
Coding region: 1-537 (178 amino acids)
Biological process (GO): regulation of phenylpropanoid metabolic process; negative regulation of cytokinin-activated signaling pathway
Molecular function (GO): protein binding
Source: RefSeq, a predicted model, not a curated record